This is a messenger RNA of Cucurbita pepo subsp. pepo (vegetable marrow), 2522 nucleotides long. RefSeq lists its product as uncharacterized. The record is from RefSeq and is a predicted model, not a curated record. Lineage: Eukaryota; Viridiplantae; Streptophyta; Magnoliopsida; Cucurbitales; Cucurbitaceae.
CUUUCANUUUUUUUUUUUUUUUUUUUUGUUUCCAUCGUCCUCCUUCUCGAUCCACCGCUUCGAUCUGUCUUUCGUUAUUAGAUCUGGUUUUGAUUCAUCCUCCUCUACAUAUCGGUAUCAAUUUUGCCGUUUUCGUCUUCUUUUUACGUUUCUUGUCUUAGGUCAUCAUCGAAGCUCCGAUCCUUGAGGCUAAUCGGAGAUCUGUUCUUUCCAACUCUGGUUCUGGUUUUUGUUUUUUUAUUUCGAUUUUUCUUCGAAUUUGUAAAUUAUUUUUAAUCUUUUUAGCGUCUUAGAUCUGGAUUUUUGUUUUUGUUCGCCUGGGAUCGUAUAUUCCAUCAAUUUAUCGUAAAUCGUUGUUCCCGAUUUGUUUGAUUUUGUGAUUUUGGUGGAUUAGCGAAUAUAGGGUUAGGGUUUCUGCGUAUUUGGGAUUUUUUUUUUUUUUUUUUACCAAAAUUAAUUGGGGGAAAUUCAAAUUUCUCGGAGUAACCGUGACUGUUCGUUCAAUUACCUGUAUAUCCGAGCUCCGUUUUUCCUCUUCGUCUUUGCUCCGUUGAUACGUCGACUAUUUUAGAGAUCACAAUUGGUGCUGCCGUUAAAAUGGUACAGAAACGGUCUUUUGAUGAUGGAGAACCACUUGAGAUCUCUUCCAAGCACUUGAAACAAGUGGUUGAACAAAGCCAUCAAAUAAUGUCAUUUUCAGAAUCUGUUAUCUCUGAAGAUCCUCUACGAUAUCAUUUUGCUCUAGGGGAGGAAUUUCCAAAGAAUGAUAUAGAAAGUGACGAAAAGCUUUCAAGUGGAGUUUUCUCAGAGCCCCAGGGAAGCAGUGAUGACUUUGAUACUAGUAUUCCUGGCUUCAUGUCCUUCUCUUGCACGAACAAUAUUAAGGCCCAUGAAGAGGGAUCCCCAUCUAAAUCUCCUCGACAUCAUUCUAUUUCCUCUGAUUUUUUUAACCCUGUAAAUCAUCAGCGAAGGAUUUUGACGUACUGUGAAGAAAUAUAUUCUUUACUAUUGGACCACCCUCCUCAAAAAUCUGUUUCCAUUGGUCCUGAUCAUCAAGCUAUUGUUCCACCAUGGAGAUCACGGGAUGUGGAGGUUAUGCCUUAUGUGUCUGAAUCAGAUUCAAAGUCUGAUCUUACGGUUGAUGAAUACGAGAAGAGGUUGAUUGGUACUUGUGUUAUUCCAAUGCCUGAUGUGGAUUCAGAAGUUGGGAGUGGAAGAGCAGCUUGCAGCUGUGAGGAUGGUGGAUCUGUGGGAUGUGUUAGUGAGCACAUUGCAGUUGCAAGGGAGCAGCUUAAAAGUUCUAUUGGACCAGAAAAAUUUAUGGAGCUAGGGUUUUCUGAAAUGGGAAUGCAAGUGGCCCAGAAAUGGAGUGAAGAAGAAGAACGAUUGUUUUAUGAAGUUGUUUUUUCCAAUCCAGUCUCAUUGGGGAAAAACUUCUGGGGUGAUCUUUUGGACGUUUUUCCUUCCAAAUCUAAAAUGGAGAUUGUUAGCUACUACUUCAACGUUUUUAUGCUCAGAAGGCGAGCAGAGCAGAACAGAUGUGAUUCAUUAAACAUUGAUAGUGACAAUGAUGAGUGGCAAGGGAAUGAUGACUAUGGCGACAAUGAACCUGGAAUGACGGAAGAGGAUGACGACUCUGUUAUUGAAUCACCACUACACGAAGUUGGGCCUGUAUUCAAUCAUGGCCGGGAAGAUGAUUUGCAGGAGUAUGACGAGGAUAUUACCGAUGAAAGAUUUGAUGAUAAUGAAAGUGAGGGAAUUGGUAAUUGUUUCAAUAAUUGUGGUUCCAGUCCCGCUCUUCAGGACAAAAUUCCUUGUGAUGAAAGGGGAGGAGAACACGAAGUUCAAGAUGAUUCCUGCACAUCAUCUGAGACGUGUCCUGCAACCCAAGAACUUCCAGCCAAGACGGAGCAUUGUGAUCAAUGGCUGGGUAGCUUUACGGGGCCAAGCAAUAGUGUUGGUCUUGGUCAUGGGCCUUCAUCGGUUCAAGAUCAUUGUGAUGCUAAGGUGUGGGAUGUUGGAUACUUGACUUGUUCGAAAAGUGAAGUUGACUUCUUGCCAACUAGCUGUAUGAUAGAAGAAGUUUUUGGAGAUGGUUCGAGUAAUUACAAGGCAAGGGAUGGGAAGAGCUAGAGUUAGUUGCAGCCUGAGCAUUCAACAUCAUGAAUGGUAAAUUGGAAUGGAAAAAAAUUUUCCUUUCUUUUUACUUUCUCGAGGGUGUAUCACCCAAAAUUUUUCUCCUGCAUAUAAAUAGCGAUAGGGAGAAUUGCAAUUUUCUUUUUCAUCAAGCUAAGAUGGACAGCCACCUUCCCUGUAAAGAGAUGGCAUACUUGAAACGCAAUUUGUUUUCCUGCAAGAUGUCUUCUCUUGAUCAUAAAUGAAAAAAUUGGACUCAUGUUUCGUCUCUCUUGUGCAAAAAGAAAGUGAGUUUUGCACAUCCAUUUAUUUAUUAGCUUGUCUGUAUAUAUUCAUGAACAAGAAUUAUUGAUACAUAAUGGUCAAAAUAUCUGAAAUUUUAGCCA